GCUGAAUGCGUAUCUCCUGGUGUAAGAGUGUGGUUGGAUGGUGACAGUUACUAGCUUUCAUUUAAUGAGGAAGUGCAGGCUCUUGUGUUCCGCAGAGAGAACAAAGCUCCGUGGUUCAGGUGUUUACGGUAUCAGCCAUGUGUCCACUAUGCUUCCAUAUCCCUGCUGGGCUCUGAGGAGAUGAAGAUGACUUCCACUAGCAGCCUUAUGUCUGUGUGAAAACUCUCAGCCUGAUUAGUUUGAUGCGAUUUGGAAUGCUGAGGUCAUUUACCCUGAUCGUCAGUGAUGGCUCCUGUUCCUCCAGGAAUCCGCCUGCUGAUGGCCUUCAACAAGGACCAAUGGUACAGAGCUCUUACCUUCAUUGUCACCUUCCUGCUCUACACUAGCUUCCACCUGUCCAGGAAACCCAUCAGCAUAGUAAAGAGUGAGCUUCAUAAGAACUGCUCAUCCAUCGGUGAACUGGCCACGGUUGCUCUGGGCAGUGGUGGUGGUCAAGAGCCCCCUUCACUCCACACAGAUGUUGAGUGCAGCUGGAAACCUUUUGAUAAAAGCAACUACAAACAGCUGUUGGGAGCCAUGGACUACUCCUUUCUGUGUGCUUAUGCGAUUGGGAUGUACCUCAGCGGCAUCAUUGGGGAGCGCCUACCUAUUCGGCUGUAUCUGACAGUGGGAAUGCUGACCAGUGGGCUUUUCACCUGCCUUUUUGGGCUUGGUUACAUUUACAACAUUCACAGCCUCGGCUUCUAUAUUUUCGUUCAGGUUGCCAACGGUUUGGUUCAAACUACUGGCUGGCCCAGUGUUGUGACCUGUAUUGGCAACUGGUUUGGGAAAGGAAGGCGUGGGCUCAUCAUGGGACUUUGGAACUCACACACCUCAGUGGGGAACAUCCUGGGUUCUUUAAUUGCUGGUUACUGGGUCUCCUCUAACUGGGGCCUCUCCUUCAUUGUACCAGGACUUAUCAUUGGAGCCAUGGGAGUCGUUUGCUUCCUCUUCCUUAUUGAACAUCCAAAUGACUUAAAAUGUAUAUAUGCUCAGAACCUGUCUCCUGGCAACAGUGUUUCAGCCAAAAGCUGGAAUGGAGCAAAUGGACAUUCCAAGUUAUAUCUACAAAACAAGCACCACAAAAAGCAGAGCUAUGACAUGGAGCUGCUGCUGCCCCAGGACAGUGUUUAUGUCCCAGCACAGCCUGUGGUGGUGGUGAAGAGUGAGUCGGAGCUCUCUGCCAUCAGCUUCAUGGGAGCACUGCGAAUACCUGGAGUGGUGGAGUUUUCUCUGUGCCUGCUCUUUGCCAAACUGGUCAGUUAUACCUUCCUUUUCUGGCUUCCCCUCUACAUUACCAAAGCAGCUCACUUGGAUGCAAAGAAAGCUGGAGAUCUCUCCACCUUGUUUGAUGUUGGAGGAAUUGUGGGAGGGAUCUUGGCAGGAGUGAUCUCUGAUAAACUGGGGAAGAGAGCCACCACAUGUGCUGUCAUGUUACUACUGGCUGCUCCUACACUUUAUGGCUUCUCAAUGAUCAGCCAGUUCGGUCUGGGACCAACCGUUGGAAUGCUGUUGGUAUGUGGAGGUCUGGUAAAUGGACCCUAUGCCCUCAUAACAACUGCGGUGUCAGCAGAUCUGGGAACACACAAAAGCCUGAAAGGCAACGCCAGAGCAUUGUCCACAGUUACUGCCAUCAUUGAUGGGACAGGAUCUGUAGGUGCAGCUCUGGGCCCCCUGCUGGCUGGUUUGUUAUCUGCAGGUGGCUGGGAUCGGGUCUUCUACAUGUUAAUGACUGCUGACUUCCUUGCUUUGUUGCUUUUGUUGCGGCUGGUGACAAAGGAGCUGUCCUCAUCUAAAUCCCACCGUGUCUCUGCUAUUGAGUUGAAGGAGCAUUGAGCACUCUGACUGUACUGCUACCACACACAUCUUUCUCUGAUACUGGUCUAAUUUGCAGGCAGCAUAUGAAAUAUAGGUGAGAUAUGAAUUCUUAUGAUGCUUAGGCAUCAAAUCUGCAAGUCAGAUAAGAGGGUUUUAUCUUUGUUUUUUAAAUCCUUGUUACUAAAACAGACAGUAGACCAGUUUAAUCAUAGUUUGUGUUUCUGUCAGCUUUGUGAGUAAGCUCUUCUAGCAAUAUCCUGCCAGCAGGACCAGAUGCAGGUGGACCACUGAAUGCUUUGUGGCUCUCACUGCCAUUUUGGUUUUUUUUAAUUCAUUUGUUGGGUUUUAUGUUUGUUGAAAAUAGUCUUUUUAAAUUGAAAUUAUGCAUCUAUUAAAGUUACAGAUCAGAUCAGAACAGCACAGACAAUAUCUCUGUAUAUGUGUGACUUGUUCUCGUUUAGAUGAAGACACCCACAUCCAUCCGUCUACACUCAUGGAUAGAUUGUGCAGUAUGGCCCAAACUCUCUGUAUGUGUUUGGAAAUGGGUAAAGUGAGCUUGUAGCUCUAGCAGUUUGCUGUCUGCACACCUCAGAGAAUCUCUUUGUUCAUCAUCUUGUUUUUACAUGAUGUGCAAGUCCCAAAUGAAGCUGCUGACCACUGCAACAAAGCUGCUGUUGUAAUGUCAUCUUUGCCUUACUAAACCAAAGACAUUACGGGAUCACUGUAUUCACUGAUUUGAACUGUCCUUAAUCUGUAUGUUUCCUUCUGAAUAAUAUUAUUUGUAUUAUUAUUCUUGUAACGAGGACACCAAAGCUCUAUUUUUCUAAGCUGCUCAGAGGAACGGGGUAAGGGGGUCUAAUAUAUUGUGAAUGUACUUGUCAGAUUAGAAGGUGGGCUUUACAGACUUCAAGGGUUUAUUGUCUGGUGCAGUUUUAGGUUUUUAUUUAAUACAUGCAUGUUGUGUAAGUAAUCUAUUUUCUAAUUAAAUCAGUCUUGAUCAGUCUUUUCAUUACAAUUGUGUAUCUGGCAAGAUAUGUUGUUGUUUUUCUAUUUCAUUUGAUAAAUAUUGUUCUGUUAAUUUAUUGAGCACUUUGAAAAAAAUAAAUAUGUAUAUAUGUAUCUACCUUUUAAAAGAAGAAUACAUAUGUAUAUUUAUUAUGUGAUGGUGGUAGUUUUUGAGUACUCGAAAUAUUUUGUGCCUUGUUUGAAGUAACUGCACUUGAUUCUUGUUUGGAAAGAAAACCACAUAUGUAUGAUUUCUGGAGUUGAUCAUUAAUGGAGCAUACUGGGAAAAAUAAAUAAACAUUUGUUUUGCGGCA
This is a messenger RNA of Girardinichthys multiradiatus, 3176 nucleotides long. It is a transcript of the gene slc37a1, whose product is annotated as solute carrier family 37 member 1. The transcript has 20 exons. NCBI's taxonomy places the organism in Eukaryota, Metazoa, Chordata, Actinopteri, Cyprinodontiformes, Goodeidae. Gene Ontology annotation, cellular component: endoplasmic reticulum membrane. The record is from RefSeq and is a predicted model, not a curated record. Gene Ontology annotation, biological process: phosphate ion transmembrane transport; glucose-6-phosphate transport. Gene Ontology annotation, molecular function: glucose 6-phosphate:phosphate antiporter activity. Bases 286 to 1875 code for a protein of 529 amino acids.